Hippocampus comes (tiger tail seahorse) is the source of this 3090-nucleotide messenger RNA. RefSeq names its product endoplasmic reticulum protein 44 (gene erp44). Gene Ontology annotation, cellular component: endoplasmic reticulum-Golgi intermediate compartment; endoplasmic reticulum membrane. Gene Ontology annotation, biological process: protein folding. Gene Ontology annotation, molecular function: protein disulfide isomerase activity. The coding region runs from base 1 to 1233 and encodes 410 amino acids. Lineage: Eukaryota; Metazoa; Chordata; Actinopteri; Syngnathiformes; Syngnathidae. The record is from RefSeq and is a predicted model, not a curated record. The transcript is spliced from 11 exons.
AUGAAACUAUCAGCAAUAUUACCUUUCCUCUUUGACCGCAUCAUUUGCGUCAUACUGCUGGUGAUGGGCCUUACCACUCCCGGACAAGCAGAAAUCACCAGUUUGGACUCAGCCAACAUUGACGACGUCUUAAAUAAUGCUGGCGUUUCCUUAGUUAACUUUUAUGCUGACUGGUGCAGAUUUAGUCAGAUGCUCCAUCCCAUCUUUGAGGAGGCGUCUAAUAUCAUGCGGGAGGAGUUCCCUGACACCAAGCAGGUGGUGUUUGCUCGAGUUGACUGCGACCAGCAUUCCGACAUAGCGCAGCGCUACCGCAUCAGUAAGUACCCCACGCUGAAGCUGUUCCGCAACGGCAUGAUGAUGAAGCGGGAGUACAGGGGUCAGAGGUCAGUGGUGGCCAUCGCCGACUUCAUCCGCCAGCAGCAGGUUGACCCCGUGAAAGAGAUCCACUCCCUGGAGGAGCUGAAGACUGUGGAUAGGAGCAAAAGGAACAUCAUUGGAUACUUUGAGAAGAAAGACUCUGACAACUACCACACCUUUGAAAAAGUCUCCAACAUCCUCCGAGAUGACUGCGUCUUUAUGGCUGCUUUCGGAUCAGUGUCCGAGUCGGAGCGCUUCAGCGGGGACAACGUCAUCUACAAGCCGGUUGGGGAGAGCAUCCCCGAUAUGGUUUACCUCGGCUCCCUCACCAACUUUGACCUGACCUACGCUUGGGCUCAGGACAAGUGUGUGCCUCUGGUUAGGGAGAUCACCUUUGAAAACGGGGAGGAGCUCACCGAAGAAGGCAUCCCUUUCCUUAUCCUGUUCCAUCUCAAAGAAGACAAUGAGAGCUUAGAGAAGUUCCAGCAAGAAGUAGCUCGUCAGCUCAUCAGCGAGAAAGGGUCCAUCAACUUCCUGCACGCGGACUGCGACAAGUUCCGCCAUCCUCUCCUCCAUAUCCAGAAAACUCCUGCCGACUGUCCCGUUAUUGCUAUUGACUCGUUCAGGCACAUGUAUGUGUUCCCGGACUAUAAAGACCUCAAUAUUCCUGGCAAGCUGAAACAGUUCGUGUUGGACCUUCACUCCGGAAAACUACACAGAGAGUUCCACCACGGUCCGGAUCCCACGGACAGCACGCCCGGACAGGAGGAGAUCGGGGGCGACGGGGCCAGCAAACCCCCACAGAGCUCCUUCCAAAAGCUGGCGCCCAGCGAGACUCGCUACACCAUCCUUGGACGGGACCGCGAUGAGCUGUGACCCCAGCCGCCUUUCCUACCAGUCACCCUUUUUGACUCAGUGCCACACCUCGGGGGGUGGGGACGUCCGGGGAGGGGAGCUUUGGGUCAGGACACAGGCCAGCGGGACAGAACAGCAACACCCAACACCCUUACUUAAAAGAGAGAUGAAGAACUGGAGAAGAGAAAGAGUGAUAGUGCAAAGCCCAUGACACAACCAUGUUGGAAUAGCCUAUAUUUUCUUAACUUGUAACAUUUUAUUUGGAUUCUGGGGAAAGGUGAAGACUUAAGUGCGUGGGUGUGGGGGUAGAAGCAUGAGAAGUAUUUUUAUGUUUAUUUGUUUUUUUUUUUUUCAAGCUUGUACAUAUGUUUUUGUUCCUUGGCAUUUGUUGAUCUAAAUUAAAUGCACCGUUAUUUUUCUUUGUUGAUUCUAUUCACCCGUCACUCCACUUGUUCUCUAACGUGGCUCUUUUCCACCAAGGUUACUCCGACGCCGCCUCAUGUGGGUGAUACUCAUUAUGUCUUCGUAAAAGCACAAGACGAUAUUUUGAAGUAGUAGCAUCUUCUCUCUCUCUCUGCAAGAUUUCUGAAGGAUUAGAAACAUGUCAGCUACUUGAUACUACUUGUUUCGAGCUAGGUGUAGGGAAACUGUAAGUAGAUUUGCCGUGCUUUUCUCAAAACAAAAACAUCAGAGGAACUGUAAUAAAAAGACUGAAAACACGUGGCCCAUGAAGGCACAUUAAUAUACACUCCUCCCAAAAUAGCAGAAUAGGAUAUUGGGCUUUUGGUUGAAAAUUGACAGCGAACCUCAAAUUCACAUGAACACGUGAACUCAAAUUGACCUGUAAACAUUUGAAUGAGCUGUGAAGUGUUUCAGUACUUUUGCACAACUUGCUGUUCUGUCACAAGCUGAAUGGCAAAAUUCAAGUGUUUGAUCCAUGAAUGCACUGAUGCAUUCCCUGCUUCAAUUAGAAUUGGCAUUUAAACAGGUGUGGUCAUCAUGUCGCUCACGUUUCAACAUCAUGAAACCAGGACAACACCUAACAAUUGACCAAGAGAUUCAAAUAGAAUGUUCUCAGAAUGAUGUGGCCACUGAGCUGAGUCAUCACCAAGUUGCAACAGACACUGGAAGUGUCACAGAAAGGCAUAGAAGUAGACUGUGGAUAUUGUGAACAGUUGUGAAUUAUGCCAGCAGCAUAUCACAGUUGGACAUUGCAUCCAGAAGUUUUGAGAAGCUCAAAUAACCUGGCAAUGGGUUCAUCUUGAAAUUUCAUGUGAAACCCGCCUACAUUGGAUCCCCUUCAUGUUUCUGGUUUAUUGUAAUGAAUCUGUUUUUUUCUUUUUUUGCAGAAACCCCUUCAUGCCUUGUUUUGCAUGUGUAAACUUGAGUUUUCCUGCUUUUUUUCCCCCCCAUGGCAAUUUUAAAAGGUGUCACUUGGUCAUGAACAAUGGGGCCACUGUCUGAACUAACCUUUUGUGAGUUGUUUGUAUAAUUUAUAUUGAAAACAACCACCACCACAAAUCUAGCACCAAGACUGAAACAGCCCCAGAUAGGAAAAAGGUUCCCUACCCCUGACUAAGAUCGUCAGAGUUUAGCACAGCACUCUGAAGAGAGAUGAAUCCUGUGAGUUUUGCGAAAGUGGCUCGAAUUAAUUGUCUUUCUUUUCACUUAAAAAAAGAAAAAAAGAUGCUUUUCAGAGAACAACAUUUUUUUUUGUCUCUUUCCAAUGCUGGGCACCCACGAGAAUGUUUGAUCCAGAAGGCCAUGCAAAAAAACAAAUCAAGUAAAUUGACCUCAAACCCACAAAUGCUCAUCAUUUGAUCGUCAUUGUUUUACAAAGGAGGAAUCUUCCCUACCCCUACACAAAAUCAUUACUUA